GUCCGACCUACGGUGGCAGUUAAUUAAUUUCUUAAUUACUGUGCGUUCUUUGGCUUGCUUUUUACUCGUUUUUUCUUUGUGAAUUUUGUUCGAGUGACAACUGAGUAGAGAAAGUGACGCGACGGCAGUUUUUGGACAGUUUUGGGUGAUGAAUAGGAACCGUGAAUCAUAUCAUUUGGAAAUAAGUACAUCGUGAAAAUACUGUUUUCAAACCUUUUGUUUCGGCCGCUGCAAAUGCCCGCAAGCGCAAUGUUUUCCAAAUUCAAAAGCGGCGCAGGCGCCCAAAGUCCAUUAGACAAUAAUCCUAUUGGGCAAUUUUUUGAAAUUGGAAAGCAAGUGGCUAGCGCUGGCCCCGAAUUGGUAUGGAAAAUUCAUGACGCCUAUAGGAAAAGCGACGGAAAGGAAUGUUCAGUUUUUAUAUUCGAAAAGCGCUGUGCCGAAAAGCUUCACAAACCGAAACGAAAAGAAACCGUGACUGAAAUCCUUCGAAGUUCGGUGCGUCAAUUAGAGAGAUUCCGACAUCCGAAGAUACUUCAUGUGCUACAUCCGACCGAGGAGUGUUCCGAAACGUUAGCGUUCGCUUCGGAGCCGGUGUAUGCGAGCUUAGCGAACAUCCUGGCGUUCCAGGAGAACAGUAACCAUCAAGGAAGCGUACCGACGACGGGCGCCUCCCAGCAGCUUCCAACUCAGAAACCCCCAAAUGCCAGAGAAUAUCAUUUUCUGGAUAUAGAAUAUAAAUAUGGAAUUUUACAGAUAACAGAGGCGUUGUCAUUCCUUCAUUACUCUGGACACGUGUUGCACAGGAACGUAUGUCCCGCCAGCAUACUGGUAACCAAAAAGGGAACGUGGAAACUGGCAGGUCUGGAAUUUACAGAAAAGGUAAAUGAUGUCGAUGGUGUAGAACCGGUUUCAUGUCAACCGUGGACAUCAAGACUUUCAAAAAUGGCUCAACCGAAUUUAGAUUAUAUGGACACGCCCCGUUUGUUUCCGAUUUUGACCCUCAUGUUUUAUUCUUUCAGCGAUUCGUCAGUGCACGCUUUACAAUUUUUGGAUGUUAUCAACAUGAAGGAUCCCACACAGAAGGCCCAUUUUUACAGGAAUACCCUCAAAGAGGCGCUACCCUACAUACCUAAAAAAUUAAGGUACCAGCACGUUUGGCCGAGCUUACAACAAGAAAUGAAGACUCAAGAGGUUCUUGCUGCCGUUUUACAGCCGAUUUUUUAUUUAAUUCAAGAGUCGACAAUUGAGGAAUACGAGUCCACAAUUCUUCCGUCCUUCAGAAACGUUUUCACUGCUCCCAAAUCGAUCCAGGCCACGGUUACUCUAUUAGAAAAUUUGCAUAUAAUUUUAGAAAAAACUCCAAGAGAUGGGAUUCGAAGCGAAGUCCUACCCGUUUUAUACAACGCUUUCGACAGCUCCACGAUACAAGUGCAGAGUGCAGCGUUAGUGGCAGUAACGAAUGUGUCUGAAUACCUGGACGAGACAGCAAUAAGAAGAAUGGUUCUUCCAAAGACGAAAAUGGUUUACGAGAAAAAUCAAGGCGACCUAAAGAUUGUCUCGAACGUUUUGUCGUGUGUCGAAAAAAUACUGGAACGUCUCGAUAAAAGCCAAAUAAUAGACGAUGUUCUUCCUCUUUUGUACGACGUUAGACUUUCGGAUCCUCAAAUUAUCCUUCGAGUAGUAAAUAUAUAUCGAAUAAUGUUGUGCGACAAGAAAUACGGACUGACAGUGAACUUAAUGGCAACAAAAGUGAUGCCAUCGUUGUUGCCCCAAACGGUAAAUCCUUCGUUAAAUUUGGAACAGUUCACCAUUUUGUUAGAAGUUCUUCAAGAGAUGUUGGACCAAAUAGAUAGGAACCAGAGGAAUAAAUUGAAGCUGGACAACCUGUCCUUGCCCAGUCCCGAACGUCAUAGGCCUUUGAGACACCAAUUCAGCUCAGAUAACAUGCACGUUCCUCCAUUCAACAUCCCCAAUUUGAGGAUAGAACAGAGAAAGACUUCCAGUGCUGAAGAUAUGGCCAGGAAAAACUCAACAGGCGGAAUGCUGGGAGGUUGGUGGUUUGGAGCAUCGCCAUCAUCGCCAGACAGCAAUUUUUUGCGCGUCGUGAAUGCAUUCCCGAACAGGCGCCUGUCAGACAAUACGCUAAUGACUCCAAAAAUAAGAAUUGCACCGUCGUGCGCGUCGUCACCUGGAGGUACUCCCGGCGGAGGUCUUCCAAUACGAAGACACUCAAGCAUAGGACCUCAAGAACGACGCGGCUCCACCGUUAACCUGUCACCCCCUACGGGCGCGAUAGGCUACAGCUCAGUAUCAAGACAGGGCUCGAGCCUGUCGGUGCCGUCCACAUACCUUGCACGGAGCAUGAUAGGAGGCUCAAUGCCAAACACUAGCAGCAGCGUGCCCUACCUUCUGAGCAGUAGCAUGCAGAGCAUCCGAUCACGUAGGGCCUCUGGAGUAUUGGGCGGCUCGCAGGGAUCGGGCCUCUUGCAGCAGCUCGGCUCGGGCAUGGUAAGACUAUCCCCAUCACACCAUCAAGCCAUCGGCAGAACAAUGUCUAGUAGCACAGUUAGGAAAUGUCCUUCCUUGAACAUUACAUUUAGUUGAAUGUACUACAACUUAUUUUCUGGCAGCCGCCAGUAAAGGACCUCCUACUGACGAUGACCUACGAACGUUUAUUUAUUAUUGUUUAUGUUGGGAAAGUUCGGGACACGUGAGAUGGCACCACCCUCUAAUGACAAUCUUCACCAAGACAGCCCAUUGGUCGCACCCCUCCCAGCUUUGCGUGAUAAUUUACAAAAAAAAACGAUUAUUAUUAAUACCAUUUUAUUUCCAUAAUAAUAUGACAACAGACUGGCACUGGACGUCAUUUGUGUAGCUGACCACUAAUUGUGGGCUUAUCAAUCUUUAUAACGUCUUUGAUUAACUAAAACGUUUUUGUUGGUCAGAAUCAGGUAAAUUGCGAUUUCAGAUUUGCUUGUUACUGGUUGAUAACAAGAAACAAGUAAAUUCCAUUUGUCGGGCUUUAGCGUGCUGAUGAGAACAAAUAGAUUAGAAACCGUGAUAAGACACUGACUGGGAGCAUUUUACUUUAUUGAAUUCGAUUAGCUACGUUGUGGGUUCUGUUUUGGUUAAAAUGGAAGACUUUGUGAACAUUCAUGAACCCAGAAUUAGUAGCAAAUCUCACAAAUGAUGUUCGGUGUCUGUCUAUGGUUCUUUAUUAACAUGGCUUAGCUUGGUCAGUAUUCCGUCGAAACGACUUGUGGCGUGCUGAUGAGAACAAGUAAGUUUGUAGUAGUAAACUGGUUGUUUCGGUAAAAUACUGAUCAAGAACUUAAUGUAGCUACUUUUGUUUUGGUUUUCCCAUGUUUACAAUUACUCAAAGAAAAUACUCGCUCUUGAUCCUCGAAGUCCAUUGCUAGGUGAAAUUGUGGAUAAUCAAUUUGCAUGCCUUAUCGUGGAUUUUAUUCUGUUAUUUAUUUGACCUGUCAGCCUUAUACCAUACAAAGAUACAUACAUAAGUGUAUAUUCCAUUUUGACAAUCACUUUUACCUUUUAACAUGAAUUUCCUUGUUAUUAUAGAACACGAGCGUUUUUGCAUGCAGCACAUUUCUCAAGUAACCACUGACACUAACUAACUAAGUAAGUAGCCAAUUUAUUAUAAUUAUUUUUACAUUUUUUUUAUUGGUAGACACACCAACAACUUGCAAACAUACAUACAUACAUUAUAUAGGUAUACAUACAUAGAUAUAUAAAUGAUACGGUUUACUUGUCUUCUCCUGAAUAUUCAUGUAUGUAUUUUGAUUAUUCUACUCUGUGAUUUCUUCUACAAAAUUGCCUAUUUUUCCUUCUAUAAUGGUUGUGCUAUUUGCUCAAUGUUAUGCAAAGAAAAGCUCUCGAAUUUUUAAAGGGAGUCUUUUUGAUUCUUAACGUUGGAACUCUUUGAAUGCAUAAGUAAGACUUCCAAAAAAUAAAAAAUAAAAAAUUAAUGAAACGGUGUCGAGUCCACCAAUAAGACAAUCUUAUUAGUGACUUUAUUACAUGUUAAAUUUUGAAAUUUAUAUUACAAUAUUAUUGUAGUACUUACUACUACGUGCUAAUACUUACCUUCGACUGUCCUUUAGAUUAAUGAGAGAAAAAACACAGUAUCAGUUACUAUUUGACAUUUGUAAUUGUAUAAAGUGUGUACUUAAAAAUACCCUUUGUCAUUUCAAAGACUACAAUAUUAUAUUAUGAUAUUAUUGUCAGUAAGUGUGAAUGGAAAAACGCAAGUUAAGUACAAAGGAAAAUUCGUUAAUGGCAAAGAUUAAGUAUAAAGAGACUCUUCUAUAUGACUGUAUACACACUGCAAAUAAAGAAUUUAUUUAAAUAAUUAGAUUUUCAAUACAGUUAUGAUUCAAAAAUCAGUUGCAGU
Molecule: messenger RNA, 4411 nt
Organism: Agrilus planipennis (emerald ash borer)
Lineage: Eukaryota; Metazoa; Arthropoda; Insecta; Coleoptera; Buprestidae
Gene: bma
Product: SCY1-like protein 2
Exons: 15
Coding region: 235-2604 (789 amino acids)
Biological process (GO): protein phosphorylation
Molecular function (GO): protein kinase activity; ATP binding
Source: RefSeq, a predicted model, not a curated record